Messenger RNA from Branchiostoma floridae (Florida lancelet), 1241 nucleotides. RefSeq names its product coadhesin-like. Lineage: Eukaryota; Metazoa; Chordata; Leptocardii; Amphioxiformes; Branchiostomatidae. Bases 129 to 1241 code for a protein of 370 amino acids. The record is from RefSeq and is a predicted model, not a curated record. The transcript has 8 exons.
GGACCGAGCGGAGUUCGUGGUCCAACUGCAGCACGCCAGCCGGAGACGGGAGUAAGAGCAGAGCCCUGAUCUGUGUCCCGGAUGCUGUGACGUCAUGUCCCCAGGGUGUGGACCAGGUGGAGAUACAGAUGUGCGAACCAGUUAACGGCAGCUGGUCCGCGUGGGGCCCGUGGACCGGAUGUGACGUCACCUGUGGUGCGGGGUCCCAGACGAGGACCCGCCUCUGUGACAACCCUGCUCCUUCUAAUGGCGGGCUGUUCUGCAGCGGUGCCGCACAAGACUUCCAGUCGUGCACCAGAGCCUUAUGUCCUGUUGACGGGAACUGGUCGCCAUGGAGUUUCUGGUCCAGUUGUGACGUCACGUGUGCUUCUGGCGUCCAGUUCCGCAACCGCAGCUGCGACAAUCCGCCCCCUAUUGGCGGUGGAGCAAACUGCAGUGGUGUGUCCGAUGACUUUCAGGUGUGCAACACGUCACAGCUGUGCCCAGUCCACGGCAACUGGUCCCAGUGGAGCCCCUGGUCCGCCUGUAACGUCACGUGCGGACUCGGCAGCCAAUCGCGCAACCGCAGUUGUGACAGCCCCCCUCCCCAACAUGGCGGCGCGAACUGUGGCGGGAGUCCUGCGGAAGUUCAGAGCUGCGACAGCGGGCAGCCGUGUGCGGUCCACGGCAACUGGUCCCAGUGGAGCCCCUGGUCCGCCUGUAACGCCACGUGCGGACUCGGCAGCCAAUCGCGCUACCGCAGUUGUGACAGCCCCCCUCCCCAACAUGGUGGCGCGAACUGUAGCGGGAGUUCUGAGGAACUUCAGGGCUGCGACAGCGGACAGCCGUGUGCGGGUAAGUUUUUUUUCUUUAAUGGGAACUGGUCUGCGUGGAGCCUGUGGUCCGCCUGUAACGCGAGCUGCGGUGUCGGGUAUCAGACCCGGAACCGGACCUGUGACAACCCGGAGCCGCUGAACGGCGGGGCGAACUGCACCGGGACCGCACAGGACGUGCAAGAGUGCGAUUUCCUACCUCCAUGUGCAGUUGACGGCGGCUGGUCUCCAUGGACACCAUGGUCCAACUGUAGCGAGACCUGUGGAAACGGCGUGAGGAACCGGACCCGCAGCUGCGACAAUCCGCCGCCUCAGCACGGUGGGGCCAACUGUACCGGGGAUGCGAACCAGUCGGAAACCUGCGGAAUAGAUCUGUCCUGCUAUGCGUGCCCUCCGGCGCAAAGCCCGACCGUGUGGGCACGGGACUGA